Molecule: messenger RNA, 1085 nt
Organism: Callithrix jacchus (white-tufted-ear marmoset)
Lineage: Eukaryota; Metazoa; Chordata; Mammalia; Primates; Cebidae
Source: RefSeq, a predicted model, not a curated record
CUCCCUGGGAGGUUUCCUGAUGAGAAGCCGCCAUUGAGACAAUGUAACUUUCUUUAAGACUGGGAUGAUCAAUUUCUAUGUUUAUUUAAAGAAGCAGUAAACUACUUCUAUAGGAGAAUGUGGCCAUGUUCAGCCUCAUGGGGGGAGUGCGGAGGGGGUGCCCUUCCCCCCUCUACCCAGGAGAACACAGUCUUGAAGAAAGUUACAUUUGUCUCAAUUGCAUUGACUUCUCAGGAAACCUCCCAGAGAGCAGCUGCAGGGAGCUGAAAUUUACCAACUCCAGGCUUGACAGUGGGAGGCCUGCCCCUCACCCCUCCUAACUGCCUAAGCCAUCGCAGUUGGACCCCAUAGUGUGGCAUGUGUUCCUGUGUUCAUUUGCAUACUCUUAUGACCUGUCGCUGAGGUCACGUGAUGAUGUAUAGCCUGUCUUCAUCCCAACUGAUAAUGUGUUUCAACUCUCAGCUAGACUACUAGUCAAGAUGGGAGGUCUCUGUUCCUGCCUUGGAGGACGUUGCCUUGAAGAGGAAGAAGAGAUUCCUUCAGAAAUAGAGCACGCACCGUCAAAGGAAGUAUCCUGCCACCGACCACUUUAUCAUCUUAGCACCGACCCUUUGCCACCUGGAGAACAUCCAAUAAACUGGGAGAAAUCCUCUGCAAGAUCUUUCGCACAACGCAUUAAGGACUGUGAGCCUAUGAUAUCAGCUGUGCAGAAGCAUGCUGACUGGAUUGCGACACUAAAGGGUCACCUCGCCGACAGAACAUCAAGUGGCGAAACAUCAUCUGUUAAGGAGGCCACAGGAGUCCAGAAAAGGGAUUUCAAAAAGGAAGUGGCAGGAAUGUUUGGCGUGAUGAGCCCAGAAGCUGCCGCAGCUCUUUAUUGGAAAAACGCAUCUUUAAAAAGUGGUACGUACUCUGGUGUCAUCCCUUUGCUAAAAAAUUAUCAUAGUGUUGAGAAACUGACACUUUUCUCCCUGCUGUGGCUGGAGAGCAACCCUAGUGUGACAUUCCUGCUGGAAAUGAGGUUUGGACAAUUUGGUGUAAUAAAAAUGAAAAGUUUAGUCAACACCUGUGGCCAUCCACUCUAG